UCCGCUAACAAAGAAAGAAAGAAAGAAAGAAAGAAAGAAGAUAGCAACCAUCUUACAGACAGAGAGAGAGAGAGAGAGAAAGAGAUGGAGGGGAUUGAGCACAGGACGGUGACAGUCAACGGCAUCAACAUGCACGUCGCGGAGAAAGGGCAAGGCCCCCUCCUGCUCUUCCUCCACGGCUUCCCGGAGAUCUGGUACACCUGGCGCCACCAGAUCCUGGCCUUCGCAGCCCUCGGCUACCGCGCAGUCGCCCCUGACCUCCGCGGCUACGGAGACUCCGACGCUCCGGCUUCCCCUUCCGCCUACACCUGCUUCCACGCCGUGGGCGACCUCGUGGCACUCAUCGACUCCCUUGAAGCCAGCGAGGCGUUCGUCGUGGGACACGACUGGGGCGCCAUGAUCGGCUGGUACCUCUGCUUGUUCCGGCCGGACAAGGUGAAGGCCUUCGUCAGCCUCGCCGUGCCGUUCCGCCCGAGGCAUCCCAAGAUGAAGCCCGUCGAGACCAUGCGAGCUUUCUUCGGAGAUGAAUACUACAUGUGCAGAUUUCAGGAACCAGGAGAGAUGGAAGCAGAGAUUGCAAGAUAUGGCACUGCCGAAGUACUCAGGAAAAUUCUAACUGAUCGGAGGCCAGGCCCCCCUCGUCUCCCCAAAGAUAACCCAUUUGGCAUCUCUGCUGACGCUGCGUUGCAGCUGCAGCCCCAGCUCCAGCUCCAGCUCCAGCUCCCCUCUUGGUUUCAGGACGAAGAUCUUAAAUACUACACCUCCAAAUUUGACCAAAAGGGCUUCACCGGAGGGCUCAACUAUUACCGUGUCUUGGAUCUAAACUGGGAGCUGACAGCGCCAUGGACGGGCAUGCAAGUGAAAGUGCCAGUGAAAUUUAUUGUGGGGGACCUAGACAUGACUUACACCACGCCUGGGAUCAAGGAGUACGUUCACAGUGGGGGGUUGAAGAGGGAUGUGCCGCUGCUGGAGGACACGGUUGUCUUGGAAGGAGUCGGCCACUUCCUCAACCAGGAGAGACCUGACCAAGUCAACAAACUCGUUUAUAGCUUUAUCAAUAAGUUCUGAUUGAUUUUUUGUUUCACCUCCUCUUGUCUUUGUACUUCCACCUAGUAUCUUCACGUUAAGCAACUCAAUCUAUAAUAAUACAUAUAUUGGAUGUGUGUAGGGUUUGUUAAAGAGUGUACCCUGUUGUUAAGUAUUGAUUAUUCCAGUAAUUUAUUAUGCUGUUUACUAGGCA
Molecule: messenger RNA, 1240 nt
Organism: Diospyros lotus (date-plum)
Lineage: Eukaryota; Viridiplantae; Streptophyta; Magnoliopsida; Ericales; Ebenaceae
Exons: 3
Coding region: 85-1068 (327 amino acids)
Molecular function (GO): hydrolase activity
Source: RefSeq, a predicted model, not a curated record